Molecule: messenger RNA, 661 nt
Organism: Durio zibethinus
Lineage: Eukaryota; Viridiplantae; Streptophyta; Magnoliopsida; Malvales; Malvaceae
Source: RefSeq, a predicted model, not a curated record
AUGGCUACUCGUUUUAUUGCAAAGCAAAUUCUGCGCCGUUCUGUUUUUGCUGUAAGUAAAGCAGCUUCAACAGAAGGAGAUCUAGUACCAAAAGGCUUCCUCGCAGUUUAUGUUGGGGAGACCCAAAAGAAAAGAUUUGUGGUUCCAGUAACUUUCUUGAACCAACCUUCAUUUCAAGCUUUGUUGAGUAAAGCUGAAGAAGAGUUUCGCUUUGAUCACCCUAUGGUUGGUUUGACAAUUCCAUGCAGAGAAGAGACUUUCAUUAAUGUCACUUCCCAGUUGAACGGGUAAGAAUAGGCAAGUCAAGCCAUUGAAGAUUGCCUAUAUAAUGGGUGAUGUAUGACUCACCUGUCAUCGCCUUCUGCCUAGAAUCACGAUUGCGAGCUAUUUUCAUUAGUGGAACAUUCAGUAACAGGUCAUUCGUUUUUCAAAUACCACGGCAUGACUUAAAAGGCGACCUAACCUGUCCAAGUUCCUGUGGUUGAAGCAUUUGAAGAUUCCGGAUUAAUCAAUUACGCCUGGCAAAGCCUCAUGAACGACAAGAGCCAGAGAUGGUGAAAACAACUGGACACAAUCUAUUCUUAUCAGCCACGAACCAAAUCAAAGAAUCAAACUUGUAAUUUUGUAUUUUUAUGAAAAGAGAACAAGGGGAAAAAAAUCC